This is a messenger RNA of Gossypium raimondii (Peruvian cotton), 1809 nucleotides long. RefSeq lists its product as uncharacterized. NCBI's taxonomy places the organism in Eukaryota, Viridiplantae, Streptophyta, Magnoliopsida, Malvales, Malvaceae. The transcript is spliced from 4 exons. The record is from RefSeq and is a predicted model, not a curated record. Bases 204 to 1364 code for a protein of 386 amino acids. Gene Ontology annotation, cellular component: chromatin; nucleus; chromosome, centromeric region. Gene Ontology annotation, biological process: maintenance of mitotic sister chromatid cohesion; mitotic sister chromatid cohesion.
AAACUGGGUUCCCGCCAUUGCUGAAAAAGCCCAUUUUCAUCCACUCCCACUAUAUGACCACAGCCAAACUCUGAAAACCCUAGCUAGUAGCAACUCAAUUUGACUAUGGAAUUUGGGUUUUUAUUCCUUGCUCACGGAUUUUUCGUUUGACAUCGACGGAGUUGGAGUUUCCAAGUUAGGCUUUUCUCAACUACUUGCUGUGCAUGAUGGAACAACCUCAUUCGUGUUGCAAGGGAGCUGAAGUGUUAUUAAAUCUCCAGCCAACUUCUUCAGUUUCUAUUCAAUAUCAUCCGUUCUUUGGUCCCCAUGAUGAUUUGGUUCUACUCGAGCUUGAUGAGAAACUUCUCUCUGAUGUCCUGUACCAGAGGGUAACCUUAAGAGGACAGCCUGAUGAAGAUGCGGUUCUUUGCACCAAGUCGAAAACAUACUCGGUUAAAUUUGUAGGAACUUCAAACUCUGUGUUCCUUAUACCACCUGCAGAUUGUUCAACGUCGCAUGAAAGUGGCGGGGAAAAUUACAAGCAACAAGUUGCUACAGCAUCAGUCAUCAAAGUUGCACCUGGUAACAUGGAGCUUGUUGAGGUUGCUCCUAGACUUGACAAGCUCAAAUCAAUUCUCUCAGAGAAUCUUUACAGCUCCGAUGAGGCAUCAACGGCAAUGGGGGAUUUGUAUAAAUGGGAUGAUCUUAUAAACAAGGUUCAAGCUAGCGAUGAUGAAUUAAAGGCUGGAUUACAAGCUCUUUCAGCCGUGGAGAUUGAUGGAUAUUGGAGAAUUGUGGAUGAGAAAUACAUGGACGUGAUUCUUAGGAUGCUUUUGCAUAAUUCCGUGUUGAAUGACUGGUCUCUGGACUCACUUGUUGAAGAUAAAGUUGUGAGUGUAUUGGAAUCGGAUGGAUUUCCAUGCAAACUUGUCUACCAUUGUUUGAAUGUCUAUGGUAGUAGGGUGGAGGAGGAGGCCAUGGGCGGAGGUGUUUGGAGACUGGAUGCAAGACGAGUAUGCGUGCAUUUUGCAAGGGGGAUAUUGAGAGAAGGAAAGAGGAAGAUGGAGAGUUUCAUGGAAGAAUGGUUGCGGAUGAUUCCAGAAGAAAUGCAGCCCAGUUUUGAUAUGUUAGAAGGUGAAGUGUUGACUGAGAAGCUUGGUGUAGAGACAUGGGUUCGUGCCCUCAGUGUUUCCUCAUUGCCAACAACUCCUGCAGAACGUUUUUCCAUCCUCUUCAAAGAACGAGCUAAAUGGGAGUGGAAAGAUUUAGAGCCCUACAUUAGGGAUCUAAAUGUACCCGGGCUUUCAUCGGAAGCUUUGCUUCUGAAGUACACUCGGAGAUCUCAACCGAGCAUUGAUGCGGAACCUGUUUUUAGUGCUAGAUAGAUAUAUGUAUAUAUUGAGAGGCUUGGCUUUCUGAGGGUGGCAUUGUUGUGGUUUCAUGCGAAUCUAGUGAUUUAGUACUAGAAGAAAGUUGUUUGACCUUUGUUAUUAUUAUUAGCUCCCUCCUUCACCAUGGUUCUGGAUCUAGAAGUAUGCCUAUGCCUAUGCCAUGCGAGCAUCUAAUUUCUCAUUUACGAGAGAGCAAGUCUAUAUUUGUCAGUAUAAUAUUGACAUGUUUGUUUUAUUAGUUAGUUAUGUCGAGAUAAAGUAGCAAACAUAGGAUUUACAUGUACAAUGAAACUAGAUGUGUGCACUUUCUUGUAAGGUAGACGUCUACGAGAAAACGCGACAACCACAUACUAUUACAACAUCAGUUCUAACAUCAUGUAAGAGCUAACUACUAGACGUAUGCACUUUCAAUAAUAUUAAAAGUUAAAUGUAUUAUAAA